UGUCAAAAGGCAGUUAAUUCUUUCUCUUUGUUGGAGCUGUAUUAGAACGAUGAAAUUUCAAAUCCUCCUAACCCUGUUCCUCCAAGUGGCAGUAAUUGAAUCCGUCAGGGAGAUCUCUGGGUACCUUGGGGAUACUGUCACAUUGUCCUCAGGUGCCGACCCAUCAUGGAAUCUUUCCUCAAUAGAUUGGUCAGUAUUCUCAAACAACACCUGGAUUGCUACUUAUCGCAAUGGGAAGAAAAACGUUAACCGGGUCGAUCGGUAUAAAGGGAGACUCCGUCUCAACACCGCUUCAGGUGACUUGAUGAUCCACAAUUUGAACAAAGAGGAUGCAAUGGAAUACACUGUAGACCUCAUCAAUACUCAGAGACAGAACACCGUUACCAAAACUAAGCUCAUAGUGAUAGAACGCCUGACGCAACCGAUCAUACAGACUGUCACCUGUACAUCUGUAAAAGGAGGUUCUUGGUUGUGGCUACGUUGUUCCUCGAAAGAUGCAGGCGUUAACUUGGCCUGGCAGCAUACAUUUCCCAGUGUUACGCUCUUCAACGUGACAAGUCCUGAUGGCAACUUUGCAGAUCUUUUAGGAUUUCUGAACGCCACUCAGAACCUUGUAGAAUUCACCUGCAUCUCCAGCAGGAAUAUGGAGAAGAAUUCAAGUGCUGUCACUCCAAAUUGUGUUGAUGCCAAGCCUCCGUCUCCGCCUUCGCCUCUGCCCAGAGAAAGAAAAGUUAUUGGGUUUUCUGUGGGAUUGCUCAUGCCAGCUUUACUUGUAGUAAUCAUAUUAAUUUCAAAGAAUAAAUCAAAGCUGCAUGGGGACACCUUUAAGGAAAACUUUCCGUCAAACAAUAUCCCAAUAGCUUGACUUUCUGCUUUGACUGUCCCAUUUGAAUGUA
This is a messenger RNA of Etheostoma cragini (Arkansas darter), 896 nucleotides long. RefSeq lists its product as uncharacterized. The coding region runs from base 50 to 865 and encodes 271 amino acids. NCBI's taxonomy places the organism in Eukaryota, Metazoa, Chordata, Actinopteri, Perciformes, Percidae. The transcript is spliced from 7 exons. The record is from RefSeq and is a predicted model, not a curated record.